GUAUGUAUCUGUCUGACCUGACGUAUAUAGACUCAGCGUAUCCCUCUACUGGCAGCAUCCUGGAGAAUGAACAGAGAUCCAACCUCAUGAACAACAUCCUGAGGAUUAUAUCUGACCUGCAACGCUCCUGCACCUACGGUACACACACACACACACACGCACACACCCAUGCACACACCCCUCCCUACUUCAUACCCUAAGACCUUUUCUCUGUCUGUAUAGAUAUACCAAUGUUGCCUCAUGUCCAGAAAUAUCUCAACUCAGUCAUGUAUAUCGAGGAGCUACAGAAGUUUGUGGAGGAUGACAACUACAAGUGAGUAGUGGCUCUGUUAGGUUAAUGGAGUUUGAUUAGUUUGACCUUUAUUGGAAGUCAUAAUCAGGUAUGUGUUAUGUGGUUCUCAUGUGUAAUGUUGUGUUGUAUUGUGUUCAGGUUGUCGUUGAAGAUUGAGCCUGCCACCAGCACCCCCCGCUCGACUGCCUCUAGAGAGGACCUUGUAGUUUCGGAUGCAUCUGCCUCUCCUCUGUGUGGCCGUAAGGGCCCCAUUGCAGACGGAACCAAAGUCCCUCCCACGCCCCCCUCCCCCCGGAACCUCCUCCCCUAUGGACACAGGAAGUGUCACAGCCUGGGCUACAAGUGAGUCACCCUCUACCGCAGGCUAACUUUAGCAUCCAUUACCACAUAACAUCUGAAUGCAAUGCUUCCCACUUCAGAAUCUUCUGGAUUCCAAUCAAUAAUCACCCCCAUGUGCUCUUUUAGGGAUUUCGCAAAUGUUACUGCAUUGGUUAAUUGGUUGUCAUAUGUUUUCUAAUAGUUAUUUUGUUUCUCUGUAGUUUUAUUCAUAAGAUGAAUACGGUGGAGUUUAAGAGCGCUACGUUCCCCAAUGCUGGUUCUCGUCAUCUAUUGGACGACAGCGUCAUGGAGAGCCACACCCCUACAAGAGGACAGGCCGAGAGCUCAACGCUCUCCAGCGGCAUCUCACUGGGUUAGACACACACACACACACACACACACAACUGUGUUCUUAUUCCUGUCUGUUGACUUUGACAGUAACACUGUCUGUCUGUGUAUCUGCAGGGAGCAGUGAGGGUUCAGAACUCAGUGAAGAGAUGUCCUGGCCAGCCUUUGAAAGGUAAGUCUGCACGCGCACACACACACACGAUGAUGUGUGAAUCUCUUUGACGAAAGCUUAGCCUACAGGCAAGCAGCACUUACUGCCUUCUGAGCUGCUGUUCAGUGGGCAAACACAGUCUAGUGGUGUGCAGACGACCAGGGUUCAAACCCAGUAACUGGUCACAUAAGCCCUUAUGUCCGAGCGUCCGAUGCUCUGUACCAAAAACACCAGUCCUGAAAGAACCUGAAGAAAAAACAACCGUCCUCAUCCCAACCCUCACAAUUUUGAUAGAAUGAACCGAGCUGAGAGAACCCAACCUUUACUGUUCCAUGCCCCCACCCUGUCCCUGUCCUCUGCUGAACAGGACUCGGUUCUAUCACUCUCUGGGCCCUGUGACCCGCGUGGCCAGAAUCCCCUACAAAGGAGGCCUGAGGCCCAGCAGGUACACAUACAUUUCCCCCUACUCUACAACCCUCUCAACACCCUCGCCCCCUUCUCAACUCCCUCUCCACCCUGCCAUCUGCCGCCCAUAUCCCCUCUGUUUGCCCGAGGGCCACUGUGUGCUGGUGUGUGUGUUGAAGGUGGUGGGAGUGUGUGUGUGGUAUAAUCGGGUGGUGGGACUCUGUGGGAGAUUCUCCGCUAAACCAGACCAUCUUAGCAACACUCUCAUUCUCCCUGUAUGGUAUCUUUCACACAUGCAUUUUAAUGACUUGUUUACACCUCAAACAUUUAUACGGGAUUGUCAAUUAAACUUUAUGCAAUAUGGAGCCUGCAGGUUUUCUAAGAGGUGACUGAGUUUCCAGUUUACCACACUGCUGGGAGUUCUGCCCUCUGUCAGUCAGUCAUAGACUUCUAUUCUAGCUCCAUUGGUUCUCUCUGUCAUAUAUACAGUGCCUUCGGAAAGUAUUCAGACCCCUUGACCUUUUCCACAUUUUGUUAGGUUACAGCCUUAUUCUAAAAUUGAUUUAAAAAAUAUUUUAAAAAUCCUCAUCAAUCUACACACAAUACCCCAUAAUGACAAAGCAAAAACAGGUUUUUAGAAAAUGUUGCUAAUUUAUUAAAAAUAAAAAACAUAUCACAUUUACAUAAGUAUUCAGACCCUUUACUCAGUACUUUGUUGAAGCACCUUUGGCAGCAAUUACAGCCUUGAGUCUUCUUGGGUAUGACGCUACAAGCUUGGCACACCUGUUUUUGGGGAGAUUCUCCCAUUCUUCUCUGCAGAUCCUCUCAAGCUCUGUCAGGUUGGAUGGGGAGCGUUGCUGCACAGCUAUUUCCAGGUCUCUCCAGAGAUGUUCGAUCGGGUUCAAGUCCGGGCUCUGGCUGGGCCACACAAGGACAUUCAGAGACUUGUCCCGAAGCCACUCCUGUGUUGUCUUGGCUGUGUGCUUAGGGUUGUUGUCCUGUUGGAAGGUGAACCUUCGACCCCAGUCGGAGGUCCUGAGCGCUCUAGAGCAGGUUAUCAUCAAGAAUCUGUCUGUACUUGACUCCGUGUAUCUUUGCCUCGAUCCUGACUAGUCUCCCAGUCCCUGCCGCUGAAAAACACCCCCACAGCAUGAUGCUGCCACCACCAUGCUUCACCGUAGGGAUGGUGCCAGGUUUCCUCCAGACGUGACACUUGGCAUUCAGUUCAAAGAGUUUAAUCUUGGUUUCAUCAGACCAGAGAAUCUUGUUUCUCAUGGUCCGAGAGUCGUUUAGGUGCCUUUUGGCAAACUCCAAGCAGGCCGUCAUGUGCCUUUUACUGAGGAGUGGCUUCCGUCUGGCCACUCUACCAUAAAGGCCUGAAUGGUGGAGUGCUGCAGAGAUAAUUGUCCUUCUGGAAGCUUCUCCCAUCUCCACAGAGGAACUCUGGAGCUCUGUCAGAGUGACCAUUGGGUUCUUGUUCACCUCCCUGACCAAGGCCCUUCUCCCCCGAUUGCUGAGUUUGGCCGGGCGGAGAGCUCUAGGAAGAGUCUUGGUGGUUCCAAACUUCUUCCAUUUAGGAAUGAUGGAGGCCACUGCGUUCUUGGGGACCUUCAAUGCUGCAGAAAUGUUUUGGUACCCUUCCCCAGAUCUGUGCCCCGACAUAAUCCUGUCCCGGAGCUCUACGGACAAUUCCUUCAACCUCAUGGCUUGGUUUUUGCGCUGAAAUGCACUGUCAACUUAGAUUGUAAACUGUCAUGGUCAAAACAUAUAGAUUCAAUGGUUGUAAAGAUGGGGACAGGUCUAUCUGUAAGAAAGAGAUGCUCUGCUUUUUUGACACCACACUCCAAAAAGCAAGUCCUGCUUGCUCUAGUUUUGUCUUGUAUUGAUUAUUGUCCAGUCGUGUGGUCAAGUGCUGCAAGGAAAGACCUAGUUAAGCUGCAGCUGGCCCAGAACAGAGCGGCACGUCUUGUUCUUCAUUGUAAUCAGAGGGCUGAUAUAAAUACUAUGCAUGCCAGUCUCUCUUGGUUAAGAGUUGAGGAAAGACUGACCAAAUUGUUUGCAUAGUCAACUUACACACAGCGCUGACACACACUUACCCCACCAGACAUGCCACCAGGGGUCUUUCCACAGUCCCCAAAUCCAGAACAAAUUAAAGAAAGCGUACCGUAUUAUAUAGAGCCAUUUUUGCAUGUGUAUGUAUUGAUAUGUAGGCCCGUGUGCCUUUUGUACAAAACAAAACAAAUAUGUAGUUCUGUCCUUGAGCUGUUGUCUAUUAAUGUUCUGUAUUAGGUCAUGUCCCAUGUUUUGUGUUGACCCCAGGAAGAGUAGCUUCUGCUUUUGUAACAGCUAAUGGGGGAUCCUAAUAAAAUACCAAAAAAAUACCAAAAACUGUGGGACCUUAUAUAGACAGGUGUGUGCCUUUCCAAAUCAUGUCCAAUCAAUUGAAUUUACCACAGGUGGACUCCAAUCAAGUUGUAGAAACAUCUCAAGGGUGAUCAAUGGAAACAGGAUACACCUGAGCUCAAUUUUCGAGUCUCAUAGCAAAGGGUCUGAAUACUUAUGUAAAUAAGGUGUUUUUUGUUUUUAAUAAAUUUGCAAAAACUUUCGAAAAAACCUGUUUUCACUUUGUCAUUAUUGGGUAUUGCGUGUAUAUUGCUAAGGAUUUGUAUUUAUUUAAUCAAGUUUAGAAUAAGGCUGUAACGUAACAAAAUUAGGAAAAAGUCAAGGGGUCUGAAUACUUUCCGAAGGCACUGUAUGCCUCACUGGUGUCCUCCUAGUUCCCACUGGCUGCCCUUUCCUUAUUCUCUGUGAUCACAGCCAGAAAGACUCUGCACUGGAACCUUCCAGACAGGAAAAUAUGUCUGUGGAAUUUAUUCAAAGCAAGCCAAAUACUGCUGCUACACAAUUGAUUGAAUAUGCAGAUAGUGCAGUUCAGAUAUUGAUUAAUGAGGAAACUUCCCUGCAGAUUCCGCCUGGCCCUACGUCAAAUAAAAUACUUUUUGAAUUUCUGCAUGUGAGUGUGUCCGUUUGUGCCUGUGUUUUGCUGUGUGUUUAUGUCCUUGUCUCUGUGUGCGUGUGUGUGUGUGUCGUAGGGCUGGGCGAUAUAUCGUGAAUACCGGUAUGGUACCACAUACCAGUAUGGAUUUUUACAAUACCGUCUAACGAUAUUUUGAUACAGUGCUAAACUAAAUGAAAAGUUCCACAGACUACUGUCACUUUUGUCCUAGUGUGGUUGAACAUAAAACCAUCAGAAUGGAGAAAUCCCAUUAAAACCACUUAGAAUUCAUUUGUUGCCUUCCUACUCAUAAAACAUAUUUAGAACUUGUAUUAUUCAGAAACAUAAAUACUGUCAAAUACCGCCAUUAUAUUAUAUUUUGCCCAUAUCGCCCAGCCCUACGUGUGUGUGUGUGUGUGUGUGUGUGUGUUUCUCUGUAAGUGUGUGUUGUAAUUGUGCUGUGUUCUGCUCUAGCUCUGCGGAGUCUGAGGAGUUAGCGGUGCACCUGUACCCUGGAGCCGUCACCGUACAGGGAGUCCUACGACGCAAA
Messenger RNA from Coregonus sp. 'balchen', 5059 nucleotides. Lineage: Eukaryota; Metazoa; Chordata; Actinopteri; Salmoniformes; Salmonidae. The record is from the annotation of a GenBank genome assembly.